Molecule: messenger RNA, 491 nt
Organism: Oncorhynchus masou masou (cherry salmon)
Lineage: Eukaryota; Metazoa; Chordata; Actinopteri; Salmoniformes; Salmonidae
Product: tumor protein D52-like
Exons: 4
Coding region: 1-315 (104 amino acids)
Cellular component (GO): cytoplasm
Source: RefSeq, a predicted model, not a curated record
AUGAUAAUGCACGGCCCCAUGUCGGCAGGAUCGGUGGAGGAGGAGAUCAACACCCUGAGACAGGUGCUCCUGGCCAAAGAGAAGCAUUCUGCUGAGCUAAAGAGGAAGCUGGGGCUGAGCCCCCUCAACGAGCUCAAACAGAACCUCACCAAGGGGUGGCAGGAUGUCCAGACCUCCAAUGUGUAUAAGAAGACUCAGGAGACCCUGUCUGUGGCUGGACAGAAGACCACUGCUGCCUUCUCCACCAUGGGCACUGUCCUCAGCAGGAAACUGGGAGACAUGAGAGCGCUGCCUUUCUCAAACUCCUUUGGGUAAGAGUACUCUGCUGCUGCUGGGACCUGAAACAUCCCAAUUAAGCUACUUGAUCAACUUCUAUAGCAGAUCUGUACAGUAAAUACUGCUGGUCUGUAUACUGAUCUGCUGCAGAAGUUAAUUCAUUAUAACUUUUAUUGAAUGCUAAUUUGUCAUCCCUCUUGCUGUUAUGAUCAUGA